Molecule: messenger RNA, 7103 nt
Organism: Orbicella faveolata
Lineage: Eukaryota; Metazoa; Cnidaria; Anthozoa; Scleractinia; Merulinidae
Source: RefSeq, a predicted model, not a curated record
UUACAGAACAGCCAAGGACCUCGAUAGAAGACAAACAAUCACGCAGGUUGACCGGCAUAACGGAGUUAACCGACCUGAGUUUACGAGGUAAGCUAGCGAAGCCCCAUAAUACCCAGGCGGAUUAUUAAAAAAUAUAUAUAUUGUGAGUGCUCUUGAUGACUCGAGAAAUAAUUGAAUUAGAAAUCGGCUUUGAAAGCAGCUUUUGUCCCCCCUCCGAGAUUUACCUAUACAAUGACCCUCCAGGGUAGAACAGUAAAUACUACAAGUUAUUUACCUUUUCAAUGGUUAUCAACUAGUGGGCGAUUCGUAUUUGAGGAUUUUACGAGGCAAGAUUUAAUUCCAUCUCUUGCUGAAAUCUUCAAUUUGAAUUUUGCCAUGUCUUUAUUUUCGAUGUAUUAUUAAUAUCGCAUUUAUUUGUUUUGCUAUGUUUGUCAUCGAAUUCAAUGAAAAGUACAUAUUUGUCGAGGUCGUACAAUUAGCUGGCGAAAAUUGCCCGAACUGGGCAGUAAAAAUUGUUUUCGAAAAGAACAAUCUUUAUGUUGAAGGUGUAUCUCAUACACAGUUUCAGCCCUCUGUAAUAUACAGAGUCGUGCAAUUAAUUUUUAAUUACAAGCAACGUUUGAAUAAAUGAUUAAGGGCAGAGUAAACUGGUAAUUACUCUCGCAAAAAAAAGUGUUUCGGUGACUGACUUUGUAACAUGAAAACGGAGCCAAGAUGAAGCGACAUUCAAAAUCGUUAGAUCGGCGAGAUAAUCAAGCAACUCAGCAAUCAGCUGCUCUGAUAAAAAGUGGUGUUGAUUCACUAGUGCCUAUCUGCUUCCCUUCAGCUUCUUUUAAUCAUAAUUUCAUAACACAGGUCAUGAAAACGACGGACCUGAUAAUAUCACGUUAAAAAAAAGAAUAGAUAUCAUAUUUUGAAAAAUGUGUAUGAAAAUGAUAGCAGGUUUUUAUGGUGACCUUGAGAGGUCGACCUAGAGAGUUAGUAUUUUCAGUACUGUGCAUGCCAUAAGCUGCUUGGUCAGCAGGCAGGCAGAUGGAAUAUAUUACUUGCAAUACCGUGUUUUACUACUGUUAUAAACAGAUACAUUCGUACAUCCCAUCUGGAUAGAUUUUCACUGGAUUUAUCAAGUUGUGACAAAGUCGCGUAUCAUUUACGUUGUUCACUCUAAAACAAUUUCAGUUCUUUUUCAUCUUUUGCUACUUUUCCUCCCGCUAAAGUUGUUCAAGGACUUGUUUUAUGCAGAAUUGGAAUUCAGAUGCAAGGAAUGUAUAUAGAUUUUUAGGUCGUAUGGCAGACGACCGCUAAAAAGCCGUAAUUCGUGUUUACGAGCUCAUUAAAUUUCAGGCUGAAUUACAUGGCUUACAAAUAAUUAACUUUAUACAUAAAUAAUAUCUUUCCGGCGUGAUAUAGUAUAGUUUCCUUCUGGGUUCAGCUCAAAGACCUCAUGUUUACCCAGCUACAGGUCAGUUCACAAUAUCACAAAGGCAAAACAAACACAUUCAAGGCCAAUGUUUUCUUCAAUGUUUUGCAUCGACUAAAAAAAAAAAAAUAACAUCCAGCUUUAGCCAUUUGCUACAUAGUGACAUUUGGUUGGAGUAAAAUCUUCGUCUUGAAAUCUCGAGUUUGUGUGCGAGAUCGUGAUUGGCCAAGUGGAGCGUGACGGAACGAUACAUAUAGCUCCAAAGGUUCAUGUGUAUUCUCUGCUUUCAUUUCAAGGAACUGGUAGAUAAAGACUUCACUCAGACAAAAUUAAAACAUACAGUCUAUCAGUUAACUCCACUCAUUGCUUUAGAUAUACCUAGAUUUAAAUGUGAACCCACCAUUUGUCACAGGGUUAAGUCAAUUAUAGCGCCAGAAAUUAGCCCUCGUAGAAGACUUGUUUUUUUCAAGCCAAAAUAUCAGGCUACAUAUCAAGUUCAAUAUUGUUUUAUCGAUCUUGUUUUUGUUUCUCUUCUGGCAACUGCAUGCAUUAAAAAAAGCAGAAAUCUCUUCUGCCAACUUGGGAGAAAGAGGGAAAACGGCAUUAAACGAAAUGUGCGUGAACGCAUUUCUGUAGUAUUGUACAUGACAGCAAUAGUGUGAGAAACGUAUCACUACAUGCACUGUGGUCCUAGCAUAGCAGUCCUUGUCAAUGCCUUGCUCAGCUUCAUAGUCUUGUGAAUAAAAACUGGAUCAUUGGAUAAUGCAAUUCAAGAGUGUUUAUUAGUUUAGCGAUCAGGGUGUAGGAUCACUUGUUAUAAAACUUGGGUUUAGUUUAGUCUAAUGUGAGCUCCUAUUGGUUAAUUUAUGAUCUCGUGGCAAUGGCUAAACCUAUAUGUCGCCCGCUCUCCCAACAACCAGAGGUUACUUUGACUUCUUCUUGCCGUUGUUACUUUACAUUAAACUCCAGCUAUAUAACAAAACACUUAAUUACUGGUCCCGAGAAUCGCGAAACAUCGAGAUUCUUGAGAAAACAAAAUUGUUUCCCUCAGGGGCAAUGAUUUAAGCGUAUACUACAAAUAAUAUAGGCAUACGCGUAAUUCUUUCGGACAUUUUUAUUUUAAUUUUCUAUAUUUUGGGGGCGUUAAUCCUGAAAACAGUUGUUCCACUCGCGCUUGUUGGAUAUGAGAUGAUUUAAGUCAACUCGGCGCUACGCGCCUUAUUGGCUAUCUAUAUUUUUGCUCGCGCGCGAUUGGUGUAAACGUGUCACGUGACUGAAUAUGUCCUAGCUAAAACUGGGGAGUAUCCGAGUGAAAUACCUCAAUUUUCUAAACUGCGCGGGUUGAGAAAAACAUUUGAAGUCAGGUGAAGUAUAAUAAACAUGCCCUCCAUUUGGCGCGAAAAUAUGCUCGGAUAUCUGUUCUUGGACGUUAUGUGUUUCUCAAAGCUCACAGUUUUCCUUGAGCUACGCUCGGACGAUAUAAUGUCCGCGGUCAAAUGUCCUAACAUAUUUUCGUACGAAAUCGAGGUUAUUGUUUAUAUAUCCAACGCGCGCUCGUGGAAUAAUUGUUAAUUUCUAUACCAAAUCCAUUCGCCAGUUAUUUCUCAGACAAGACACAUGGUUCAUAGAGGCACUGCAGGGGACUGGUUUGAUACCAGCUAGAGUUGGAAAGGGACAAAACCUCCAAAUAAUGGGACAAACCCAACAAAUCUGAGAUUAUGGAUGGUAAAAUGUUAUUUGUACCUUGGGGAACAACGUGGUGGAAAUGAAAAAAAAAAAAAAAAAUUAGAAGGAAGCCAGGGUCAGUAAGAUGGCUGGUAAGUUGUCUUGAGAAGAAUUUCAACUGAGGCUUAAUUCAACAGAAAUAAAUUCCAGGCUUUUGUGUUCUGUACACCUGGAAACGUGUAAUAAAUUGACUAUUACUGGUCCUAAAGUGUAUGCAAGUUAUACAGUCUCAUAUGUACCCAGUAAAUGACACCCAGCUUACCUCGAGCCAACCUCGUUCCCAGGGUCUUUUUUCCCCACCCCCAAGCCAGGGAAAAGACCCUGGGAACAAGGUGGACCUCGAGCCUCAUGUGUCAAACAGCCAAGGGAUCCGACGAGAACCGAUGUCAAUUCGGGAACAUUUCGGACAUUUUCGGAAAGAUUCGGCUAUCUUCGUUUUAUUACGAGAGAGGAAACGUCUGUUCGGAUUGCGUUUGUGAAAAUUUUGGAAAAUCUGGUGCUGGAGGUAAAGACUAAAAAUUUGCAGCAAUCUUUCUUCUCCUGAUAAUCUAACGGCUUAUAAUAUGACAGAAAGUGUCAGAAAAUAAACGCACGUCUUCUUAUGUUAGUUAACAGUGCUCACUUUACAUCGAUUGACUUUAUUUAGCUGACUAAAUAAAACUCACAUGUUUCUCAUAAAUUAUUGAAGAUUGAAGGCACAAACCAAGUUGAACGCUACGUUUGAAUACAUAUUUUAAUUUUCUGUCUAUGAAUCGUCGGCAACUUAUUUCGGGCCAUUGGUAAAGUGUCACUGGUUUUUAGAAUUACUGGAAGCGGAAAGAGAUUCUGUAAAAUGAUCUUCAACCGGGAAGAUUCGUCCUAAUAAGGAUUGAGGCAGCUGAUUUCCUCGCCAAUGAAUAUUCAUUGAGCCCCCGAGCAGACAGUUAAAACCAUCUGCCUCAGCGGAUUGCACAAAUAAUUCUAUCUUGAGUUGAACCGAGCGGUCUUUUAAGGAAGACAAUUUAGCGAGUUCAUGAUCACAGGGGCUCACUAAGUACACACGUCGAAGCGAGUGGUCGCCGUUGGUUUGCCACUUUGGAGACAAAAUGCCUCAACACAAACCUGGCGGAAAGAGCGACAAACGGCAGAAACCGUGCUCAAGCGAAACGUUAAGUUUAUCUGAUGUGUACGAAGGCGCCCUUCGUAACGUGUUGGGAAUACAGCUUCAUCUGACGCUGGAUGAUCAACAGUCGUUUACACAAGACGCCAUCAAUGAUCUCCUUUUCCGUGACAAGCCCUCACCUGGUCAUCACAGGGGGCUACGACAGGAUCAGAAGAGGAGAAACGAAAACCACCAAAAUGGUCGCCAAGGCGACGAAAACAAAGACUUGAAAAACCCAGGCUCCUUCCAAGGUCGUACGUUUUUAAGAGACCCCCGGAGAGUUUCUCCAGGAGGCUCCGCAUUCCAUGUCCCUCCAAAAAAAGCACGUGUAGACGAAGACGUGCCGUACCCCGAAAGGGGAUUUCCUGUUGAUCACUUUGGCAUUGCCCCAAGGAUGAACUUCCCGCCGGACUAUCCAAACUCCUUUCCUUCUCCGAAAGGACCCCCGGGCAUUUACCACCGACGGGUUAACGCGCCAGAAGCCGUAAGGCACGUUUACGGAACAAACGGAAUACACAUCCCGUCACCUCGAGAUCGUUACGCGCUAUGGCCGUUCGGGCAUCAUCGGGAUAUUUCUUCGGUGUUUCCGGUGCGCUGUUCGUCAGUUGAAAGCGACCGAAUGUUUCAUCACGGGGUUCUAGAGGAGGAAAGGCGACGAAAUAUGGACUUAGCACGUGUAAAUGGGUUUAUGCACGGCAAAACAGUCGUUCAGGUUAAAAACGAAAAGGAGACGAAAGACGAAAUCGUCAAACGAGACCAAAAACCAAGUCCCAUCGAAAGACGGAGCACUUCGAUUCCAGGGAAGGAGGCAGGACUUGAGCGAGGAAUGGAAAGAGAGAAGCUAUCGCCUUCUUCGCCAAAAUCCAAGCCGCCUAACGCUUCAUUGACUUCAUAUCGAUCAAGUCCCACUAACGGGGCUGUAGAUUUUCGAAUGGAGACGCGCUAUCGCAGCGCGCUAAGAAGACUUGAAUCAAGGAGAGAUGGAAAGAGAGGAAAAGGCGAGGACGCCAAGGAGGAGUUUCUUUUCAAAUUGGGACUGGAGCGAAUCGAGGCUUGAGACUAGGAAUUGCAAAUUAAAUACGACGUCAGAAGUUAAAGAAGAAGUUAUGUAACCGGACCAUGAACAAUCGAUGGCCACUACUACUAAAGAGUCGAAAGAUGGUACAGAACAGUCCUUCCCUCCGAGAUUCACCUUUGCGAGACAGGAUGACAUGUAGCGCGUCAUCAAGUGUUGAAAGAAGAAUUGCGCACGAAUGCAUUGUACAGGAGAGGAGUUCGUUCGCUGACAAUGACUUAUUUGAAUUGGCAAGAUACCCCUACUUACCUGGUGGGGGACGGGGAUAAUGGGACUCUGUAAACCCCUGGGGUCCUGGGGUUUUGCUUUGCAGUCCAGAAACCAAACCUCUCUUUGGAUCCCGAAUCGAGAUAUUUAUAAAAGAAACUUUAGUAGGGACUUCAAAGGGCUCUUAGAUACUCUGAAAGCAUUUGCUUAUAACGUUGUGGAAACAACUUACCGCAAACGUUCCUUAGUGUAACUUUACUUUAUGGCAUUUUGCUGAGAUUGACAGACAAAAAGCUUUUAUCUCUGAUCCAUGUCCUUCGAACGAAAAAUUUGUAGUCAGGUUAAAAAUUCCUUCGCUUAUUAGAAUUGUUAUGUGUACAUAACAUCUAGGACGUUGCUCUCUGAACCAAAAUAAACACCUUAUAAUAUUGUUGCUAGUUAGCACCGAGGACAACAGUCCCUCUGUGAACGCUAAUAUACCUCUACUGUGACAUUAGUCCGUACAGAACAGUGAUAGUCUCUUCUUAAUAAACCUUAGCUCUUCCUUACUUGCGGUUGUUCUUAUUUAUUAUAUUUCAUUCGCAUAUUCCGUUGAUCGUCAUAGAGACAGUUACGAUAAGUCGUAUAAGAGUGACGAUAGAAAGCAGUAAGUAAGUAGUGAGUGAGUUAGGACACUUUCCAGUUGCUCGUUUUUUCCCCCUAUUCCAAAAUGAAGGGAGGUAUGAGUUUGUUUUGCACUUAAAUUACCGUGUAUACCAACGUUUUUUCUAACGCACUAACGGAUCCGUCGCGCCCGCGAAUUCCAGUCACGAAGCAUAUGCGGUAGGCAAAUCACAGUAUAUAGAGCGUUUUCUUAUAACGUCACGGCAGUGAUAUUGCAUUUUGGUGUUCUAAGACAAUGAAACGGCGGCCAUGUUAGUGUAUCAAACCAGUCUUGUGGGAGCUGAACUUUUUUCAGUCUUAUGUAAACACUUCCUUUUGUUUCACUAAAUGUGCAUGUGUGCUGGCCACGUGGGUGAAAACUCUCUAUAGCCUUUCGUAAUUCGCCACUUUAGAAAAGAGAAGAAAUCUGGGACGAAUACUAUCUUGCACUUGUUUGUGGGACCUCUACUGGAGGUAAUAUGGAUUGCCAUCUUUUGUUUUGUCUUCAGUAUAAACAGUACCACAAACAACUGCAAGAUGGGAUUCACUCUAGCCAGCUUUUUUCCCUUGUUUCUAAAGUGGCGAACAGAAAAGGCUGGGAAGCAUCAGUCAAGUUAGUCCCACGGCCUUAGCGACACAGAGACUUAAAGAAGCUCGUGUUCGAGCGAGAUGACUGGGAACGACUCGAUCCGGAUGAGGUCAACCAAGUGGCCUGUUUGUGCAAAAUGGCAAAGCGUGAUGGUAAUUGUUAUUGCCGCUCAAAGCACUCGAUCAUAGAGCCUGCAUUACUUUUGGCCAGCACCCAGAACACGGACUCUGUACGGGUCCGCAAAUGAUCCGAGGACCGCAAAUGAUCCCGGACCGCAAAUGAUCCGCAAAUUGGACCGCAAAUG